UCGUAAUGCGUAUUGUUUGAACGAUCACAGGUAACAGUUGGGCCAGUGUUUACAUCAGUUGAAAUGACCGCAGCACGCGAGCAGCACGUCGGCAAUAAGCAAAGCAGUGACGUUGUAGUUGUCGAAAUUGACAGUGAAAUCGAUGAUAUACUCAAUUCUGGAUCGUUAACUGAUAACAAUAACGAAGUGCCAGUACUUGAAGUGCGUGUGGAGGGGACGCAUGCCAAAAUGAACGGAAACUCCAAUCUAUCAAAUUCCAAACCCAAGCCGGUUAAUUUAACAGAGACUGUUCAAAGAGCUCGGGAUGCGUUCAGCAGAGGGGUCACGCGACCCAUAGAGUGGCGGCGACAGCAACUCAAAGCGCUCAUGCGCAUGUAUCAAGAAAACAAACAGGCCAUGAUAGAAGCGCUGAGGCAAGAUUUGAGACGAAGCAAGAUGGAGGCCGUGCUUCUUGAAGUUGACUUUCUCAUUAAUGAUUUGGCCAACACUUUGCACUAUUUGGAUGAGUGGGUGAAGCCUGAAAAGCCACCAAAGGGCUUAGUGAACUUAUUAGACGAAGUGGUGGUCUACAACGACCCCUAUGGCGUAGCCCUUGUGAUCGGAGCGUGGAACUACCCACUCCAGCUGCUCCUCUUGCCAGUAGCAGGAGCCAUAGCCGCUGGCAACGCUGUUGUCAUGAAACCCAGCGAACUUGCAGUUGCUAGCGCUCAGUUCAUUGCAGAGAUGGUGCCGAAAUAUUUGGACAAUGACGCUGUCGUGGUAAUAGAGGGUGGUCCGCAGGAGACAAGCGAGUUGUUACAGCAGAAAUUCGAUUACAUUUUCUAUACGGGCAGCACAAGUGUCGGCAAGAUCGUAUACGAAGCCGCAACUAAAAACCUCACACCACUCACUUUGGAGUUGGGUGGGAAAAGCCCAGUAUACAUAGACAACACUGCAGACAUCGAAGUUACUACUAAACGUAUACUAUGGGGUAAAUUUAUCAACGUUGGGCAAACGUGUAUAGCUCCCGACUACAUAUUGUGCAGUAAAGAGGUGCAAGAGAAAUUCGUACAGAUUGCAAAAAAGGUGCUGAAGGAGUGGUACGGUGAUGAUCCUCAAAAGUCACCUGACCUAUGCAGGAUUAUCAACAGUAGGCAUUUCAGUCGUCUACAGACAUUGGUGGAUGCAAGCAAAGAUAAAGUUGUAAUCGGUGGCAAAUCGGACCCCAAAGACAGGUUCAUUGAACCUACGAUCCUUGCCAACGUUUUACCAACAGACAAAAUUAUGGAAGAUGAAAUUUUCGGUCCUAUUUUACCUAUCUUACCCAUUGAAAACGCGUACGAGGCCAUCAAAUUCAUCAACGAAAGAGAGAAGCCCCUAGUGCUGUAUGCUUUCUCGAAGAACAAGGAGGUGUUGAACAGCAUCAUAGAGAAUACCAGCAGCGGAGGGAUGUGUAUUAACGAUACGGUUAUGCAGAUGGGAGUGGAAACAUUACCCUUCGGAGGAGUGGGUAACAGCGGCCUAGGCGCUUACCACGGCAAAGCAACGUUUGAUACGUUUACACACAAAAAAAGCUGUCUCAUUAAAAAUUUCUCUGCCAUCGGAGAGAAACUGGCAUCAGGCCGCUACCCUCCGUACUCUGAGGGUAAACUGACGUAUAUAACCACUCUUAUGAAGCCAAUGCAUGGACCGUCGUUGAAGUACUUACCCUAUCUGCUCACAUUCGCCUUAGGCGCUGGUCUCUCCUACGGCUUUCUAGCCUGGCAAAAGAUGGCAUCAGAAGACCUGUAAGAAGUCUAAAGUAGUAUAAGAAAUAGUAAAGCACUAAAAUGUGAUAAUUUUUUUUACGGUGUCAUUUAAAUUUGCACAAGCUAAGAAGAGUAAAUAAUGUUAAUAUAUUUUUAAAAAGAAUCUAGCAUUAAAAAAUAAAUAUAAUUCACGAAUUUUCUACUUUACGCAAUAUUUUUAUCAAGCUAUAUCUUGUUAUUUACCAGUUCUAAUUUUUAUAUUUAAAAAGUUUAUAUGUAAAAAGGAAGUUAUAAUGUCAUUAUUUUGUUACCAAUAAUUUAAUGGUAAAUAAGCAUUUAUUAUUUAUGUUAGCAAUUUAUUUUAUAUAUUUUUAUAUAAUGUUAAAACAUAAAGAAAAUUGUCGGCCUUGACUUGCCAGUCACAUAAAUUAACAACUCUUAUUAUUGAUUUUUUGUAUUUCACGUGCAUUAUCCAUAAAUGAAACAACUUUUAAACGGUUUCGUCGCGUUUGUAUAUAGUUUUAUUAAAUCUUAAUACCGAAAAUCUCAAUAAUGCAAAAAAAAUAAGUUCUCAUAAUGCAAUUUGACUGUUAAUGAAAAUAUGCAAUUAUAUUUGUUACACAAAUUUUCCCAAAAACUGACCAAUUUCAUUCCAAUUAAUGGCAUUUUUCCAUUGUAAUAGAUAUCCUUAUGAAGCUUCAUAUUAUUAUAGGUGUACCAAAAUAUGAUGGCAUUUUGGGAAAUUUUAAUUUGUAGAAGGCAACAGAACUAAACUGACUUCUGACAAAAGAAGCUUUACUUUAUGUAUUUCUUUAUUGCUAUUGUCAACUAACAUUGCAACUGCUGUUACGCUUACACAUCCAAAUCAAAUCUGCUUUAUUUUUUCUUAUUUUCACGGUUCCUAUUUUUACCUGGCGUAGAAUAAUGAUUUCAUAUCUUAUCCUUAACUAAGAUUUCGUUUUAUUGUAGUCAUAUUUUGCUAACAUUAAAAACGAUAUUUCUCCCUUGAGAUAUCAAUGGCUUUUUGGGAAUUUAAAAAAAUAUAUAUAUCCACAAAUAUUUACAACAAUGUAUGUUGGUAUAAAAACAUCAAAUUUACCAUUUGCGUAAUACCAUUGCCGUAAUAAAAAUCGAUAUUUUUCUUUUGUGUUUUUGCCAUCAGAUUUCGGUACGCCUGUAGUACAGUGCCAUCUUUCUUAUUUUUUGUUAUUUUGUGAAUUAGAAAGAAAGAGUCAAAAAAGUUGCUGUCAGUCUAGCUAACUCGAUACGUAGGUAAGUUAAGUAGUAAGCAAUCUUUCAUUAAUUUCACUUUUCAUAUAGAAAUAAAUUUAUUCAAUUGACAAUUAAGUCACUAAUAAAAGAAGUAGGCAAGUGCUAGAUGACAUCUCAAAAAAUACUAGAUUGCUGGGAUGCUUAGGAUUCUUCACUGACAGAAUUUUUCUGGAAUGGAAUUUUUUCAUGUAGGAUUGUGCGUGGGACAAUAGAAGAUUGAAAUAUCCUGCUUUCUAAUUUAUUCUUUAACAUUGAGACGUCGUUCAUGUUUCCAAUCUUAUUUAAAUCGGAGAGCAUUACAUUUUCUUUGACCUUACCUAUAAAAUCUCUAAUCAGUAGGUCUAGGUGCUAGGUGCUAAAAGUCGAAUUUCGGUGCUUACCUUAUGAAAAUAGUGCCAGAUCUAACACCGAAAAUGCUAAGUUGGCAACACUGACAUGCCAUAGUGACGUUAAUGGUAGUUUGUAGCACAAGCCGAGUUCUGGUCGCCUACGUCUUUACAAUCUUGUCUCGUAUUUAACAUGCGGCAUAAAUGUAAGGUGACAGUCAUCCUGCCCAAUUCCAGCACUGUCUAACAAAUAAACCUAAUGAUUCCCCGAUUUGUUUGUGACAAAAAAAAACAUUAUCAUUUAUUUACAGCGAUACAUUCAAACAAGUGUAGUGUUUUAAUUAGUAAUAAAUAUAAUUUAAACCGAAUCAUAUUUAUUACUAAUUGAAAUGUUAGACUAUUAUUUCACUAUCAAACUUUAAAGUAUAUGAGUUGAAAUGUCACAUGAUGUCACACCUUAAUAAAUAUUUACAUAGUUGUGAACUUGUUACGUAGUGAAGCCGCAACUGAAUCCCAAUUAUCUAGGUCGGUUUAUUAGGUUGAAGUAAAAUAAUACGUGUUUAAUAUUUUUCUAUUACCUGGCUGACAGACUUAAUAGUUUUUUUUUAUCCACGCAUCAUCCCUAUUACCAUGGAAAAUUACUUUUUCUGCUUCGGUGUAAAUUAAAAAUCGGUCUCACUAAUAUUGAAGUAUUAAAUAUUUUCUACUGUUUUCAUUUGUUUAUUAUAGAUUCGAGAAGAUUGCCAUUAUUGAAAUUCUAUUUUAAUAGUUUUUAUUUCAUCAACAAUACCUUUCAUGUUAAAUAACAUUACGCUAAGUUACUGCAGAGGUCAAAUUUCUUCAAUCGAUUUAAAGCCUUAACCACACGAUGUCUUAUAUGAAAAUUGAUUGCAGAGAAUUGAUUUUUACUCAAAACUGAUUUGUUGAUGUGUUUGCUUUGUAAUCUAAUAUUAUGAAUGAAUAUAAUUAGUAAUAAGUAUGUACCUAUAUCUACAGAAAUCAAAUGUGGACAUAGUCCCAACUUAAAAUAUUGCUUUUGAAUUUACUAGGCAGUGUUAAACGUUAAACGAAUUGAAAUUAAGCAGGUUAUGGACUGAUUGUAAAUAUUGGUAGGUAUUUGGGAUCAACAGAUUUUGCUUAUUAAUAAAAUAUUUUUGUA
Molecule: messenger RNA, 4484 nt
Organism: Diatraea saccharalis (sugarcane borer)
Lineage: Eukaryota; Metazoa; Arthropoda; Insecta; Lepidoptera; Crambidae
Source: the annotation of a GenBank genome assembly